Molecule: messenger RNA, 396 nt
Organism: Coffea eugenioides
Lineage: Eukaryota; Viridiplantae; Streptophyta; Magnoliopsida; Gentianales; Rubiaceae
Product: vacuolar iron transporter homolog 5-like
Exons: 2
Coding region: 1-396 (131 amino acids)
Biological process (GO): intracellular manganese ion homeostasis
Cellular component (GO): membrane
Molecular function (GO): manganese ion transmembrane transporter activity; iron ion transmembrane transporter activity
Source: RefSeq, a predicted model, not a curated record
AUGUCAAUUGAACCUGGUUCUGCAAAUAAGCUUUCUGUAACAGCUACACAAGAAAAAGUACGACAGGGAAUGCAGAGAGCUCAAUGGCUUAGAGCAGCCAUUCUUGCAAAAGACGAUCAGGAGUCCAUGAUCAUUUCGGGGAUUGCAGUAGCUCUUGCAGGUGCCUGCAGCAUGGCUGUUGGAGAGUUUGUUUCUGUCGCAACCCAGAGGGACAUCGAAAAAUCAACAAUCCACAAAACUUGUUCAGAUGGUAAGUUGCACGACCUGCAAGUUGGUGAUAAUAUCAACAUCCAUUUUCUAACUCCUCAUCCAUCUGUGCCAGAACCAAACAGAUCUCCAUUUGUAAAUCUGGCCAGCGAAAGUGAGUCAUCGCAAGGGAAAUUGUCUCCAUGGUGA